This is a messenger RNA of Durusdinium trenchii, 2196 nucleotides long. The record is from the annotation of a GenBank genome assembly. Lineage: Eukaryota; Dinophyceae; Suessiales; Symbiodiniaceae.
AUGCAGUCCUUCAGCCGCAACAUGGAUAGGCAUCGAGCACGUGAAGCUCUUGGCCGUUGCGAGGAGAUUCGGACGCUCCAAGAUGCCAUGAGCAGUGCGAAAGCAGAUCGACAGGCAGAGGUCAGCAGCACGCAGCUGAGCCUGAAGGAGCUGGCCUGCCGCAUCGACCAAGUGCAACAGGCCGGUGACGCUCGCGAGCGUUUGGCCGCCAAGCAAUUCUCGGAACUGCAGAAGUCGCUGGAUGAGGAGGCUCAUCAGCGAGUCUCAGCCCAUGAGGAGCUUGCCAGGAAACAAGUGGCCAACAUGGAGACGAUGCCGGGAGCUUUGGCCGCAGAGCGGGCCCAGACGGAGGAGUCCUUGGCGAGACUGGAGGAGGCUUUGCGACAAGAGCAUGCAGAAGAGAGGCAGCGGCACUCGGCCGCGCUGGCGGCCUCGGAGAUCCGAUGGCAACAGCUGCGCGAGGCGACGGAAGAAGCCAUGAAGCAUCGCCUGGAGCAGCACAGCAACGUUGCGCUGGAAGUCUCCAAGGUGGCUGAAGCCCUGGCAGAGGAGACCCGCGAAAGGCUGAAGGACCAGAAGGCUCUUCAAAAUGAUGUGAAGAGACUGGAAGAUGAGGCCAGCGGUGUGGUCCAGCUGAGACGGCAGGCGGAAGAAGGCCUUCGCGAGCAGAUCUCGUUGACUCUGAAGCGUCUGGACCAGGCACAAGAGAUGCUGCUGAAGCAGGAUAGUGAGAUCAAGGCCUCGGUGGCUGACCUGCGCUCUUCAGUUUCAGCAGAGGCUUCGGCUAGACAGGUGGCAUGUGAGCAGUUGCAGAAGGAGCUGAAGCAAGAUGUGAUGCUGAAGGAGGAGUUCAUGAGCGCAGCCAGCAAGAGCAGCCAGCGGGCGGCCGCGAAGGUCUUGGAGGAGUUGCGUGGAGCGUUGAGAGACGAAGCCCAAGAACGCGAAGAGCUGCGGAGCCGACUGGAGCAACAUCUUUCUCACUCUCGAGAGGCUUUUGAUGAGAUGAAGUUGCGCUGUGAGAAGCGGGAGGCAGAACUGGCCGAUGGUGUCAGAGAAGCGGCUGAGGCCCAGCGAGAGGAGCUGCGGAGUUCCAAGGCCAAGCAGCUCGGGCUGGAAGAGGGCCUGGACGAGCUGCGGAGUGCCUUGGCAGCUGCGGGCAGUGAGCGCCGCAAUGCCUUCGAGGGCGUCGUAGCCAGGCUGCAGCACCUGGAAGCAUCGGUGGGUGAUGAGGUGGCCGCCCGUGAGGAGGAACAGCGGCGGGUGCUACGGGAGGUGAGCUGUGUGCUGGGCAAACUGCAGGAGGAAAAGGCCAUUCGAGAGGAGGCGAUUGCAAACAUCACUCAGAGCAUGGCUGAACAGGCGGCGCUUCUGGAAGACGCGCUGCACAAAGAGGCCAAAGCACGCGAGGCUUCGGUGGCGCAGGCUGUAGCGCACCUGCAGAAGAACCUCAAGACCGAAGGUGCUACGCGUGAGGAGAUGCUUCGAAGUACGGCAACCAAACUCCACCAGCUGUCAAGCGAGCUGCAGCAAGAGAGAGAAGACCGUUCGAGGCUGUUGCGUGACGUCAGCGCCUCCCUGGCCAAGCUCCAAAGAAUGCAGGCCGAAGAGGAAGAUACCCGCACGCAAGAGAACGAGCGGCUCAGUGGUGCGUUGGAAUCCAUGCACGAGGCCGCUCGGAGCUUGAAGCAGUCCUGCGAGGAGACGCGGCAAAGGGGCCAAGAGGCUACAGAUCAACUGCGAUCCCUGAUCUCCAGAGAAUCUACGGCAAGGCAAUCAAAGCUGGAGGCUGUGGAUAUUGUUGUCCGAGAUCUGCGCAGCCUCAUCGGUGGAGAGACCCAGCAGCGUGAGGCCGCGGUGAAGCAUCUCACGGCGGAGCUCGCCACAGAGGUCCAGGUGCGAGAGGAAGCCACCGGCCGUGACCGCCGGGCCAUGGAGGAGGAUGUGGCCCGAGCCAUUCGCGAGCACCGCCAGAGUCGAGAGGAAGAAGAGCGGAAACUUCAGGAGAGAGUGCUGGAGGUCUCUGCGAGGCUCGCUGAGGAGCGGGAGCAGCGCCUGGAGCAGCUGCGAAGCCAACGGCUCAAAGUCGAGGAGCUUAAGGAGGAGCUCCUGGGCCACCGGAAGGCCUCCCAGCAGAGCUCUGAGAAGAUUCAUGCGCAUCUGCAGCGUUUGGACCAGACGCAUGGAUCCAAGGCUCAG